Messenger RNA from Conger conger (European conger), 765 nucleotides. It is a transcript of the gene csdc2a, whose product is annotated as cold shock domain containing C2, RNA binding a. The coding region runs from base 285 to 746 and encodes 153 amino acids. NCBI's taxonomy places the organism in Eukaryota, Metazoa, Chordata, Actinopteri, Anguilliformes, Congridae. Gene Ontology annotation, cellular component: cytoplasm. The transcript is spliced from 4 exons. Gene Ontology annotation, molecular function: mRNA 3'-UTR binding. The record is from RefSeq and is a predicted model, not a curated record. Gene Ontology annotation, biological process: regulation of mRNA stability.
CUUUCACGCUGUCAGACGGGGUGUAUGUAGGCUCAAGCGAGACUCAUCCAGCCGCGCAAUCUCACACAGAAAGAUAAAGGAAGUCCUACAGUACCUGAAGGAGGGGAGAGUCAGACAGACACACACGUGCAGCCUACAGCAGCAGGACACACACGGACACCGCUCGCGGCCGAUCAGACAUGCUCUCUGACUGACAGGUCGACGCCAACAGGUCGACUGCCCGAUCGAGCCGCGCUGCCGCAGGGAAGCCAGGGCUUGCGUUCAGAAGAAGCCGCCGCACGGCGAUGGCCGACCCAGACCCGGCGCCCCCCGCCGAGCCCCCGCUGCGCUCCCCCCGCGCCCCGCUCUCCCUCUCCUUCCCCUUCCUGAGGGAGGGCAGCCGCAUUUGGGAGAGGAAGCCCCUUCAGCCUGGGGAGCUGCCCAGCCCCCUGCCCACCAAGCGUACCCGCACCUACUCAGCUACGGUACGGGCCACAUCUGGGCCGGUCUUCAAGGGCGUCUGCAAGACCUUCUCCAGGUCGCAGGGUCACGGCUUCAUCCGCCCUUCUCACGGGGGAGAGGACAUCUUCGUCCACAUCUCUGAUAUUGAGGGAGAAUAUGUGCCCAUGGAGGGAGAUGAGAUGACAUACAAGGUGUGUCCCAUUCCACCCAAAAACCUGAAGAUCCAGGCUGUGGAGGUGGUGAUUACUCACCUCAACCCUGGGACCAAGCAUGAAACCUGGUCUGGUCAGAUAAUCAGCUCUUAGGCUUCAGUGCCGGCCUAGU